AUGGGGCUCGAUUACUGGCUUGUCCACUUGACCUGGACAAUCCCACCAGCAGCGCUUAUGACGGUGGCAUAUUGGCCAUUUUUCACCAGAGUAGAUGUGCUAAAGUUAUUCACAUUGACCAAUAUCGCAGUUCUAGCGACCAUACCAUGGGACUCUUACCUGGUCCGAAGGCGCAUAUGGGGUUACCCUCCGGGGGCCGUUUGUGGACUCACUAUAUUCCAAAUUCCGGUGGAGGAGGUCUUCUUCUUCAUAGUCCAAAGCUAUUCAACUGGCCUGCUAUACACCAUCCUUACCAAGCACUUGGUUUUACCAGCGUAUCUGCUGCAACGACAUUCUAACUUUUCCAAAAACGCUAUCUCACUGUCCCUUUUUGCGGGCAGCGGCAUAGGUGUGGCGUGUAUUUGCGCUGGGGGUAGUGCGACCUACCUGGGUCUUAUCCUCGCAUGGGCUCUUCCUGUGAUUGCAUUUCAAUGGCUCUUAAGUGGGCAUUUUCUGCUCUCUCUUCCCGUGAGGCCGAUAGUCGCGUCGGUGGGGAUCCCCACUGCGUAUUUGUGGGUGGUUGACUCAAUAUCCCUCAAGCGGGGGACCUGGGUAAUCGGAGAGGAGACCAAGCUAGGCCUGUACAUUGGCAAGCAUCUCGAGAUAGAGGAAGCCUUGUUCUUCUUCGUCAGCAAUGUCUUGAUUGUGGUCGGACUGGUGACAAUGGACCACGCUCUUGCAAUUUCAGAGUACAAACUGCUGGUAUCCAAGCCACCGGAGGAUAAACCGCAAACAUUCAGUCAACUGGCAUGGUCAUAUCUCUCGACUCGGGAGCGCUCAUUGGAUCUGGGAUUUCUCGAAGGCAUGUCUGCGGCCAUCGAUAAGUUGGCCCAAAAGAUCGUCGAUGACCUGGUGGAUGAGGCUCCGGACCGCGAAACGGCCCGGGCCAAUGUGCAAGAAACAUCCCAGGUACUUCACUGGCGGUUUUCAACAAAGCGCUCUUGGAUGCCAUUAUACAACUACGUGGAGUCAGAGAGGGUCGAUUCAAAGGUGGGAGUCUCAUCGCCGCUGAUCACCUCCAUUGCCCUCUUGCCGGUAUCUAGACUCACGAUCAAUCCGCUACUUGAGCUCCUGUCAGGGUUUGAAAUGGAUUUGGGUUUCUGCGCCGAGGAGGGCCAGUUCCCAAUCAGAACGGAGGAGGACCUGGAGGUAUACGCAUAUCGAGUCGCGGGGACCGUCGCUGCAUCUCUUUUGGAGCUGGUUUUCGCCCACUAUGGCUUGGAAUCAAUCAACGCCGAUGCUUCCAAGCAAAGCAGCAUCAUCCAAGCGGGCGAAAAAAUGGGACAGGCUUUGCAGUACGUCAACAUUGCUCGUGAUAUCAAACGUGAUGCGGAAAUCGGCCGGGUGUACAUCCCAACAUCGUGGCUCCACGAAAUAGGAUCGAGUCCCAGUGAUGUGAUUGCACGACCGGAGGAUCCCAAGUUCGCUGCACUCGAAGAACGCAUGCUUCAGAAGGCAGAUAGAAUGUAUGAGGAGAGUGUGAGUUCAAUCGAUCAACUGCCGCGCGAGGCUCGGGGGCCGGUCAAAACUACAGUGGAGAGCUACAUGACGAUUGGUGCAAUGGUUCGGGAAAGGCGGCGGAAUGGGGCUCCAGUGAAGGGAAAGCUUAAAGUGCCAUUAUGGCGACGACUUGGACGUGCCUGGAAGGAGAUGCUCUGA
Penicillium chermesinum is the source of this 1698-nucleotide messenger RNA. RefSeq names its product Bifunctional lycopene cyclase/phytoene synthase. The record is from RefSeq and is a predicted model, not a curated record. Gene Ontology annotation, molecular function: intramolecular lyase activity. Lineage: Eukaryota; Fungi; Ascomycota; Eurotiomycetes; Eurotiales; Aspergillaceae. Bases 1 to 1698 code for a protein of 565 amino acids. The transcript has 6 exons. Gene Ontology annotation, biological process: biosynthetic process.